Microthlaspi erraticum is the source of this 1062-nucleotide messenger RNA. Lineage: Eukaryota; Viridiplantae; Streptophyta; Magnoliopsida; Brassicales; Brassicaceae. The record is from the annotation of a GenBank genome assembly.
AUGAGACGUCUUGGAUUUCACAACUUGAAUCAACAAAGAACAAGGAGGAUAAUAACUUCUUCUUCUUCUUCUUCUCCAACACUUCUUCCUCAUCUUGCAUCAUCAUUUCAAGAAACCAUUCUCUCAUCCCAAAAUCUAAAACCCAAAACAGAUCUUCCAAGCAGCUUCAUAUUCCUCCGAGAAUCAAACUCAUCGAUUUCUUGCCCGAGGAAUCAGGUUUCAGAUUCGGUGGACAGAAUUAAGCUCCGUGAUGGGAGAUUCUUAGCAUAUAAAGAGAGAGGUGUUCCAAAGGAUGAGGCCAAAUACAAGAUCAUUCUUGUUCAUGGGUUUGGAAGCUCCAAAGAAAUGAACUUCUCUGCUUCAAAAGAAUUGAUAGAAGAGCUAGGUGUAUAUUUUCUGCUCUACGACCGUGCCGGCUAUGGAGAUUCUGAUCCAAACCCGAAACGCUCGUUGGAAAGCGAAGCUCUUGACAUAGAAGAACUUGCUCACACGUUGCAGAUAGGACCCAAGUUUUACCUAAUUGGAGUUUCCAUGGGAUCAUAUCCUACUUGGAGUUGCCUAAAACACAUACCUCACAGGCUAGCCGGAGUGGCGUUUGUUGCUCCGGUAGUGAAUUAUGGGUGGCCGUCGCUUUCAAAGAAGCUCAUAAAGAAAGAUCACAGGAGAAGGCUUAUAAAAUGGUGUUUUAGGAUAUCAAAAUAUGCACCUGGAUUGUUACAUUGGUGGAUCAGUCAGAAACUCUUCUCAUCAACUACUUCACUUCUUGAAAGCAAUCAACUCUAUUUCAACAGCAACGACAUUGACAUACUCAAGAGAAUUAAAGGCUUUCCUAUGCUUACUAAGGAUAAACUACGGGAGAGAAAUGUAUUUGAUACUCUGAGAGAUGAUUUCUUGGCGGGGUUUGGACAAUGGGACUUCGAUCCAGCGGAUGUAAGAAUGAGUGGAGAGAGCUCUGUUCAUAUAUGGCAUGGAAAAGAAGACAAAGUGGUUCCGUCUCAACUUCAUAGCCGCCUCCGUCUCAGAGAGAGUCCGCUGCUUCCAGUUCCACCUUUCAGGUUCUGA